Molecule: messenger RNA, 1586 nt
Organism: Dendronephthya gigantea
Lineage: Eukaryota; Metazoa; Cnidaria; Anthozoa; Malacalcyonacea; Nephtheidae
Product: kelch domain-containing protein 3-like
Exons: 13
Coding region: 80-1258 (392 amino acids)
Cellular component (GO): cytoplasm
Molecular function (GO): protein binding; chromatin binding
Source: RefSeq, a predicted model, not a curated record
AGUAUAAACAUAGAGAGCAGUGUAGAGGAAGGUCCAUUCUCCCGUAACUGUCCACGACUCCGUUGUAGCAGUCACAGUAAUGCAGUGGACAUUAGAAGCUGAGGACGGCCCUCGCCGAGUGAAUCAUGCUGCGGUUUCUGUACAGGAUCGAUAUGUCUUUAGUUUUGGAGGAUUUUAUUCUGGAGACGAGUACUCAAGCUUGGAAAAAAUGGACGUUCAUAUCUUCGAUCUUGACUUGCUGAAAUGGACCAAAUUAAAAACUCCCACCAUUGAGGAUGAUGAUUAUGACUUUGUACCAUUUAUGAGAUAUGGUCAUACAGCAUCUGUGAUUGGUGACAAGAUUUAUAUAUUUGGUGGUUGCAAUAAUCGAUAUGUAGCUUGCAACACAUUGUUUUGUUUUGAUACAACUACAUUCAGAUGGUCAACUCCGGAGGUUAGUGGUAGCAUCCCCCCUGCAUGCGAUGGUCAUUCAGCCUGUGUUAUUGGUGAGAAGAUUUAUCUCUUUGGAGGAUUUGAAGAAAGGGGAGGAUACCAUCUUCAGUCGGAAUGUUUCUCGAAAGAUGUGUACGUUCUGGAUGUAAAGACAAUGAAAUGGACACACCCUCAUGUUUUCGGCGAACCAGCAAGCUGGCGAGAUUUUCACACUGCAACCGCUGUUGGAAAAUACAUGUACAUCUUCGGCGGGCGAGGAGAUGUACUUGGUGAAAUUCAUUCAAAUCAGGAAAUAUAUGAUAAUCAAAUAAUCGUGUUUGACACAGAAACAUACACUUGGCAAUGGCUUGUAACAAAAGGAUUGUCACCCAUAGGACGUCGGAGUCAUACUGCUGUGUCGUAUGGCCGCUGUAUUUAUAUAUUUGGUGGUUAUAAUGGCUUGGAACAACAACAUUAUGGUGAUAUACUUAAAUUUGACACAGAUGCAAGACAAUGGAGCAAAGUUGUCGUUCCCGGCAAAUAUCCUUGUCCACGAAGAAGACACUGUUGUUGUUUGGUUGGAGGAAAAGCUGUCAUCUUUGGUGGAUCAAGUCCGUUUCAUGGGCAAGGCGCCCAAGGCGAAGAGGAGAACAGUCUUCAAGAUCAUAAUGAUUUAUAUGUUCUAGAUCUCAAUCCAACUCUAAAGAUGUUAUGUAAACUCGCUGUUGUUAAAUACAAGUUAUACAACGAGCUUCUUCCUCGUAUGCUGAAACGUGAAUUGGCCGUCAUGUUUCCAAAGACAUCCACUGGUCGCAUACACAGCCCGACAUUACUAUCGCAAGGUUAGAUGAAUCAGGGUUUCAUAAGAAUUCGCGUCAAUCUCGUUCAGGAGCCGUGCUCUUCAUUCUCCGUCGUACAGCGCCCGUUUUUCAAAUCGACACUCGACAGGGCGAUUUUAUCCAGGGAAAAGAGAAGAUACAUAAAUUUAUAAUAUUUUUAUAAAUCGCCAGAUUUCUUACAUACACGCUGGCUCGUGUUGUUCGAAAAUAGUCGAGAAGGAGUUUUUGUUGCGUUUUAUUAAGCUCUAAAUUAUAUUGGUUGUACUAUAUGAAACUAUAUUAAAUAGAUAAUUUUUUACCUAUGAAUUAUAAAUGAAGUUAUAUUUCUAAAUAAAG